CAAAGACUGAAACAGGCACGCCUGAGCUCACCGCACAUUCCUGCAACUAACGCACAUAAAUGCAUUUACCAUGUUUGCAUGAGCGGUCAUCUUCCUACACAUCUGAUCGGAACAGGGAACGCCGCAAACCACUGAAGGUGUGGCGGCGGGGGAAAGGAGUCGGAUCCAGCACCGGUGACUUCGCCGUAGGUAGAACCACAGACGCCAACCGCUACAAGAGGACAUUUCGCUAGAAAACAUUUGAUUUACACUGUCCAUAGAGGUACAGACACCGGCAUGACGGCGAAAUAGCAGGGAAAAAAACGUAAUAAGCCAUGGAGUAAAAGUGAUCUUGCAUACACUGGGGCGCAUGAAGGCGUGAUAGGGCGGUUGAUCGGUACAGCGAUGCGUUGAGGAGAGAACAACAGAACCGCGGGGCAGCCGAAUCUUAUCCGGAGCCGACUUGGAAGAUUUUCGUUUCCGCCGAAGAAUCCACGGCCAAGAAGCCGUGUCCAGCGUACAGACAGGAUGGGAAAGUGCAAUGGAAGGUGUUCGCUCGUUGUCAUCUGUUCCCUACAGUUGGUGGCAGCUCUGGAGAGGCAGGUCUUUGACUUCCUAGGUUACCAGUGGGCACCUAUCUUAGCCAACUUCCUGCACAUCAUGGCUGUGAUACUUGGAAUCUUCGGCACGGUCCAGUUCCGUUCCCGCUACCUCAUCCUGUAUGCAUUGUGGCUGGUGCUCUGGGUUGGCUGGAACUCCUUCAUCAUUUGCUUCUACCUGGAGGUGGGGCACCUGUCCCAGGACAGAGACUUCCUAAUGACCUUUAACACCUCCCUGCACCGGUCGUGGUGGAUGGAGAACGGGCCAGGCUGUCUGGUCACUCCGGUGCCCAACUCUCCCUUAGCUCCAGACGAUCACCACGUCAUAACGGUGUCCGGCUGCCUGCUGGACUACCAGUACAUCGAGGUGGUCAGCUCUGCCCUACAGGUCUUUCUGGCACUCUUCGGGUUUGUGUACGCCUGUUACGUCAGCAAAGUGUUCCUGGACGAUGAGGACAGCUUUGACUUCAUUGGAGGGUUUGACUCCUAUGGCUACCAGCCCCCCCAGAAGACAUCGCACCUCCAGUUACAGCCCUUGUACACCGCAGGGUAGGCGACAUCAGCCCACAGAUGGGGGACAAGAGAGCGACCAGUGACGAUCAAGAGGCUUGCCUCUGAGGGGAAACUGCCGCAGCAGCUUUGGGGAAUUGUCUUUUGUAGAAAUGUCUUUUGUUUCUGUGUAGCCUCUGAUUGUAACUUGGGAAAACUGUCUCGGCGAGCCCGUUGCUGUCGGCCCGGGGGGGGAGUUUCGCUGGCCGUCUGAUCGGACAUAUCUCAGGGCCCAGCUGAGAGACGACAUGGGUUGGACGGUUCUGCUUUUCUAACUGUGAUGAUGUCUGUUGUUCAGGUUUUUGACUCUGUGGUAGAGGUUUACGUGUCGUUCUGAUGGGUCGGGGUUGAGGGGGGGGAAAUGGGGUCUCGGUGCGACGCGUGGCGGGGCCAGGAUGAUCGCACCUCGCUCCCUCUCCUCGUCAGUUUUUUUUUUUUUUUAAAGGAACUGAAAGUUUUAAGGGACUUACUUACUUUCAUGUGAAGGACUGAGGCCUUUACAUAAUGGCAGCUCAUCCACCGGCGCUCAUCUCCAGUGAUGCCACGGAGACGCUGGAGCUUCAGAUCCAGUUCACAGAGGCAAUGUCGGGUCUCAGAUUUGGCAGCACUGUUGGGGGGUCCGGAACGUCACACAGGACUGGCACUGAAGAUAGGACAGGCUUGGAUUUGGGCCAGGUCGAACAGGAAACAUUCAAAAGUCCAACAGCAGAUCCACACUGGACUGUGGAAUGAACUUCCCUGUGACCUCUGACCUACACCUGCAUGGAGUCUCCUGUGAGCAUGUAGCCAUUACCCCACAGCUGAUGUGUGCCAGGUUAGUGAGGAGGCUGAAGGGCACCUCGUGGGGGUCACGUGACACGUGGUCAACGAAUUUCGACCCUCCUGACUUUUCCAGCUUGAACACACCUCUCCAUGUGUGGAGCAGGAGUAGAUGCCGGGGGUUGGUGGGAGGGGUUGUCUAAAUUCCAGUCACAACUUGUAUUUUGUAUUAUCCUAGAACUCGAUGUUAACAUAGAUCAGUGAUUAGUGUUUCUGAGGAAAGUGAUAUAGGUUUGUGUGCAUGUAAAUAUUUGAGAGGUUUUUUUAUUAUUAUUAUUAUUUUAUAUUUCAUUGAAGCCUGUUGCCUUGGAUACCUCUGACUUUGAUGCUCGUCUCUGUGCCGUGCUCUCAUCCCAGAAUCCUUCCUUUCUCCAUCUGCCCUGCGUUCGUCCUUUCCUUCUACCUUACUCUGCCUUUCCCAUCUCUUCCGUGUCC
Molecule: messenger RNA, 2381 nt
Organism: Megalops cyprinoides (Indo-Pacific tarpon)
Lineage: Eukaryota; Metazoa; Chordata; Actinopteri; Elopiformes; Megalopidae
Gene: nkain1
Product: sodium/potassium transporting ATPase interacting 1
Exons: 8
Coding region: 508-1131 (207 amino acids)
Biological process (GO): regulation of sodium ion transport
Source: RefSeq, a predicted model, not a curated record